This is a messenger RNA of Aspergillus pseudoviridinutans, 348 nucleotides long. RefSeq lists its product as uncharacterized. The record is from RefSeq and is a predicted model, not a curated record. Bases 1 to 348 code for a protein of 115 amino acids. Lineage: Eukaryota; Fungi; Ascomycota; Eurotiomycetes; Eurotiales; Aspergillaceae. The transcript has a single exon.
AUGAUAUUGCCUUCCAUUUCCCGCAUUUAUAUCUUGCUUAUUAUAAGUCUCAUGUCGAACCGCCGAACGCGGUGUCAUGCGACGGCUUUACAGGGCCGUUCUCUGUGUGCCACUGGUGGUCCAGAUGCUGCAUUGAGGGCCGAACAUGAGAGACUGGGCGCGUUCGAAUCCCAUCCGGAUAGGAUACCUUACGACAUGCGAAGAGCCUUGGAGCCCAUUGAGAUAGAGACGUGGUUUCACAUAGUGAGUGGCGAAACUGAUGCAGAUUUAGUAACAGACGAGAUGGUCACGCUUCAGGUCAGUUUACAUUUAUCGGAGACGGCCGCGUCGCGAUUACUCUUCAGCUAG